This is a messenger RNA of Colletotrichum lupini, 1293 nucleotides long. RefSeq lists its product as uncharacterized. Lineage: Eukaryota; Fungi; Ascomycota; Sordariomycetes; Glomerellales; Glomerellaceae. The transcript is spliced from 12 exons. The record is from RefSeq and is a predicted model, not a curated record. Bases 1 to 1293 code for a protein of 430 amino acids.
AUGUCCAUCUACUUGCUGUAUGUCUCGUCGAAGCACUCGCUCAUGCCCGGGUGCUCAGAUUUGUUCUGUGAGUUUCCCAACCCCACGCGUUUGAGCAAGACAGCAAGAACCACAACGUAUCAUUCUAACCAACUAGACGAUCUGGGCCAAUUUUCGGGACACGGAGAAACCGGAUCCUUGCUGGCGAUUCUCGGGCCGGAAGGAACCCAUCUAGCGAGUUCGCAGAGCCGGAAAGUCUUACGUUUCCAGUGGAUUAUUGGUGACGUGAGCAGUGAGAGGUUAGGUCCUGGAAACGGUGAGGCAUUUUUGCGUAGGCAACUUCACAUCGAAUUUACAUCCAUUUUGCUCUCGUCAAUUUUCAUUCACCUGAUUCAACUACAAAUGAGGACUCUGCCUCUCCAUCCCGACAUUUCCGAUGGCCCUACCUUGAGGUUUGUCUUGCAUCGACUUGGUAUGAGAAACAAGGCAAUGAAUGGUACAAUGUUUAAUUUCCAGACUCUCGGCGUCUUGAAUCUACACCGAGAAGCUUUCUUGGCAAAGAAUCGGAACCACGAAGCUUGCAGAUAUUGCAAAGCCACGGCGACCAUACGUCCACGUUACACUCAACGCGAGAUGCAGAAUCAUUUUGCCCAUGACGAUCGUUCGACAUCGGCUCUUGGAUGUGGGAAAUUCCCAUGGGCGGCUUGGCUCCGAGCUGACUGCAAUGAUAGACUUGUGGAUCAGCGCGUGACUGAGAACAUUGAUGGCCAGCACUUAAGACAAACCCUCAAGGUAUCGUCCUCCGCUCCAGCGUGUUCUGAGAUACUCCAGUUGAACCGUUCCUUAACAUGGUCCAUACUCCAUAGACAUGAGAUGACAAGAGUUGACAGCACGGAGAUGUUCACAUCCGUAACAUAUCUCGAGAGCGGGGUCAAACUACAGAUGCAAGGAAGACAGCACUGCCCCAAUGUCGUUGAACCAAAUGUCCAAGUUACAUUGAGAAUACAAGUUUCGAGCGGGAGAAGAUCUCACGCCUCGGAUACCCGUAAAACCUGGGAUCCCCGAUCCGACUUCCCCGACAAGCGAGUCCUCAAAUCCCGCGUCUCCCCCAAAUCCCAAUCGUCGUGGACAGAAAAUCCCUCCACUGAAAAGCUUACUGCGAACCAACCCGGAACCCGGAAGGGGGAGGGAGGAGCUUCGAACUCCUUGAGAGCUACCUCGCCAUCCCUCGGCCGGCCCAUCGCAGCCAGCCCCCCCGCCGUUGCAUUCCAAGUGCCUAUCUGUAGUACCUACAACGGAUACCACAGUAACUAA